AUGAUUUUAUCCAUCCACCGAUUCCGUCCCCACCUCCUCUCCACCAACUUCACCUCCUUUAUAAGUUCAGUCUCAACAUCAGGUCAAGCUCAAAAGCCAUCGGUCACUUAUAACACCCUCGUAACUCAAGGACGUCUCGUAUUCGAUGCCCAUCAAGCCGCAAUUGUCCGUCGAGUUCUCGAUAAAUUAUAUACUCAACUCAACAACUACAGGUUACCCGUUUUCCAGUCCCCCCUAUUCGACAAACAAGCUGGAAAACAACAACAACAACAGGAAGAGGAGGUGAAAUUGAAGUCGGUGGUGAAAGUCCCUCGAGGGUUAUACGUCCACGGAGGCGUUGGAACUGGAAAAUCGCUGCUGUUGGAUCUAUUUUUUCAUUCUGCCAAGGUCGAGUACAAGCGACGAGUACAUUUCAAUGACUUUAUGCUGGAUCUACAUACUCGACUGGCUCGAGAGAAGACAAAAGAGCUGCUGAGACAGGAUGGGAGACAGAAUCACGUUCGUGUCAAGAAACGUCGAGAUGUUGUGGUCCAAGUGGCUCAUGAAAUGGCAGAUGAGAGUCAUUUGCUCUGUUUUGAUGAAUUCCAAGUCACGGAUGUCGCCGAUGCACUCAUUAUGAGGAAAGUCUUUGGCGUGCUCUUUGCACGGGGAGUUGUUAUGGUUGCCACGUCCAACACGCCGCCACAGGAUCUCUACAAAGAUGGCACGAAUCGCGAGUACUUUUUGCCGUUCUUGGAUCAACUGGCAAGGCAUACGAAAGUGCUGUCAAUGAACUCGGACGUGGACUACCGGCUUCUCUGCGAGCCUUUGGAUCGCGACAGAACGUUUUUGACGCCACUGUCCACCGAGACACGACACAGGAUGGAUCAACUGUACCAAGAGCUAUUAGCAUGUGGUGCUGAAGACUCGAAUGACAAUGCCCGGGACGAACUGCUACAUGUGCCAGUGAUGAUGGGGCGCACGCUGGACAUUCGAGGCAGUUUGAAGCGUGGUGUGUGUCGUGCAUCCUUCAGUUACUUGUGCGGAACGGAAAAGGGUGCAGCAGAUUACAAGGCCAUGGCGGAAUGCUUCCACACUGUAAUGCUGGACGAUGUACCGGUGUUGAGCAUGGCCCAGCACGACCAAGCGCGGCGAUUUAUCGUGCUCGUUGACGAAUUGUACGAGCACCAAUCGCGGCUCGUGCUAUCAUCUGAAGCUGCUGAACCUCGUGAGAUCUUCUCGUUUGACGAAUCACGCGUCCAAGUAGCAUCCGAAAGCGAAAAUAGCCGCUUAAAUGCCAUUGCAAAGGACAAGCAGGAUCGGAUCACGGAGAAGGCAUCUACAAGUGUCCCAACCAGUUCGUGCGAUGCCCCUGGAGGUGCUACUUCUGGUUUGUUCGGGGCAACGAACCUCGUUGCACUCAAAGACCUCAAGACUGCCUUCAAACGCGCCGUAUCGCGAUUACAUGAAAUGCAAAGCACGCGAUACGUGGAAGAAAACCAGCACAAGCGUCACGAACGAGCCAAGCCGAGCGACGCCAGCCAAUCGAUUGAUGAAUCCUGA
This is a messenger RNA of Peronospora matthiolae, 1542 nucleotides long. NCBI's taxonomy places the organism in Eukaryota, Oomycota, Peronosporomycetes, Peronosporales, Peronosporaceae. The record is from the annotation of a GenBank genome assembly.